GUCAGUGAUUCGAAUCAAAUUCAAUAACUUGGUGUUUGCAGCUUUCCCAUCAUCUGAAACAAGAUGCAUAAGCAAUUUGGACUUAUUCUGGUGGUCGUUUCUUGCUCGUUUGCUGCGCCACAGCAGCGAAGAAAUGGAAUCUCCCCCAGUGGAGUGGGGCCGGAAAGUGCCGCUACCAUCGUAAGACAAGACCAGCUUCUGAACCCGGACGGCUCGUACAGUUUUGCUUUCGAAACGAGCAAUGGAAUUCAGGCAUCGGAAAGCAGUCCUGAUGGAGCAGCAGCCACUGGCGAAUUUUCUUACACUGCUCCGGAAGGAGACAAAAUCCGACUGGCCUAUGUUGCAGAUCAAGGCGGAUUUCAACCAGAGGGAGCUCAUCUUCCCGUGGAACCACCGGCGCCAGACCACGUCAUCAAGAGCCUGGAAGACAUCCGUGCCAAUCCCCCCAAGGAUCCGGACUUUAACGCUGCAUUCCUCGACUCGGUCAUUGCCAGGUUGAAGGCACUUCAAGGUUAGGAAUUUUCCAUGAAACGAAUAACCCC
Ochlerotatus camptorhynchus is the source of this 542-nucleotide messenger RNA. RefSeq names its product pupal cuticle protein Edg-78E-like. Gene Ontology annotation, molecular function: structural constituent of chitin-based larval cuticle. Gene Ontology annotation, cellular component: chitin-based extracellular matrix. The transcript has 2 exons. The record is from RefSeq and is a predicted model, not a curated record. NCBI's taxonomy places the organism in Eukaryota, Metazoa, Arthropoda, Insecta, Diptera, Culicidae. Bases 64 to 516 code for a protein of 150 amino acids.